Molecule: messenger RNA, 2020 nt
Organism: Liolophura sinensis
Lineage: Eukaryota; Metazoa; Mollusca; Polyplacophora; Chitonida; Chitonidae
Product: Rieske domain-containing protein-like
Exons: 4
Coding region: 143-655 (170 amino acids)
Molecular function (GO): 2 iron, 2 sulfur cluster binding
Source: RefSeq, a predicted model, not a curated record
UAAGUAUAUAGUGAUCCAAGCGUACACAAUUUAAAGUCACUGUCGGUGCGUAUUAAUGCGCAUGAAUGCUCACUAAAAAGUUCCAAUUCGACACAAGUUAGCACUGGCUUCAAAAGUGAAUGUGUAAAUCGUGUGAAGCUUAAUGUGGACUUUCACUACUUGUACAGCAUACAACGCCCACUCAUUUAUAAAUGACCUAAAUGAGUUUACAUUUUCAUGUGCUAACCACCUGAUUUUCGUUUACGGACAGCCAGGAGAGUUUGCCUGCCGCGUCACGGACUUUGUCGAUGAUGACCGAGUGAGGGUUGUGAUCAACAAAAGGGACGUGGUGAUCUUUCAGCGGAAGGACAAGUAUUAUGCAAUGGACGCACAUUGUUUCCAUCAAGGGGGUGCCCUGUACGCUGGUGAUAUAGAGGACAUAGAUGGACGCCCCUGUGUUAAGUGCCCGUCCCACAGGUAUCGGAUCUGUAUUGAGAAUGGCGAAAGGUUCAUGGAACUACAUGAGACAGAGCCUCCGACGUGGCAGUCACGUGGUAUCCGACAGAGAACUCACACAGUAUUCUUAAAAGAUGAUAAACUCUUUGUGCGACUCUCAAGUUUUGACAAGCCUUUUGAUUCGGAUAAAUACAACGACGGUACCGGCACCGAAAAGUGAUGCAAACUUAUAACAGUUCAAACAAGUCUGGAAUGGAGCUGGAACAUGGGUCAUUACGUUGUUCAUCACAAAAAAAUGACACAUAAACUUCAUCACGACAAAAUCGCACGCAAUGUGUUUUUGUCCUCGAAAGCUGCUGUUGGUCAUGCGAUAAGUCGUGCUUUGCGACGGGAGUUCAGGGACCCAUUUUACGAAGAGAGUCCAGGGAACCAUUGUACGACGGGAGUUCAAGGACCCAUUUUACGAAGGGAGUCCAGGGAUCCAUUUUACGACGGGAGUUCAGGGACCCAUUUUACGAAGGGAGUUCAGGGACCCAUUUUACGACGGGAGGUCAGAGACCCAUUUUACGAAGGGAGUCCAGGGAACCAUUUUACGACGGGAGUUCAAGGACCCAUUUUACGAAGGGAGUUCAGGGACACAUUUUACGAAGGGAGCCCAGGGACCAAGCUAGAGCCAGCUUAAAAUUAAAGCCGCAGGUGAAACAGCAGGCGUUGGAUUUGAACACGCGACCUCAUUUCUCAAAAGGAAGGUAGUAGCAGCGAGCCAGCGCUUUAACAUGACCAUUAGAGCAAGCCAUCAAAGCCAACUCAAUGUUUCUCACCAUGGUUUUGACAGGUAAACCAUCUCCAGCGAACUAUUCAUCUUUACGGAUGAGGUCACCUGUAUAUUGCCACCAAGACCUAUAAGGACUGGGGGUAUUUCGAGGACUGGCUGUGUGAGACAGAGCAUGGACUAUUGUGCGUGUCUUGUACGAACAGUAUACUAGUCUCAGGGGAUUACCAUUCUUCAGCACAGCACCAACUAACACUCUGACAACACAAUUUUGUAAUUCAUCAAAAACCCAUUUGAUCAUACUGUGAAGAUAAUGACAAAACAACAAAAUACGAGAGAAAGAUAACUUACAAUUUAGAAGCAAUGACAUUUUAUUACUGACAUAGCAAAAAUCGCAAGCUGGAGUAAGCUGUGGGUUGUUGGCCAUCAUAGAACAAACUGCCUUUCAACAAUAAGGUAACUUAUGUGAACAAUGAUGAAUCUUAUGUACUCACUUAAAGUCAGUCUUUUGAAACAGGGUUCUUCUUCGACCUGUUAGUAGGUUUACUAAUAUAUUUACAUUUUGAUUUCCUGAAAUUAUCAGUGAAAGGCAAAUCGCGCCUAGCUUUAAUAAACCAUGCUAUCUCAGCAGGCACUUGACGCCAUGUUACAGUGAGGUCAUAAAAUGAAGUUACCUUUCCAUGAAUUGAAAACAAAUAUUGUGAGAUGAUUAUACCAGGUGGGGUGCUAUAGCACCAAGAUAUGGAGAGGGCUUACAUGCCUGUAACCAUUAUACAACUCAUGUUACUUAACCAUACUGCAAUCAGUAGGCCU